Heterobilharzia americana is the source of this 833-nucleotide messenger RNA. The record is from the annotation of a GenBank genome assembly. NCBI's taxonomy places the organism in Eukaryota, Metazoa, Platyhelminthes, Trematoda, Strigeidida, Schistosomatidae.
UCGGUUACAAUUUCAAGUGUGACAUAUUUUCGAUGUAUUAUAUAUUUAGUUUUACCCUUCGAUAUCAUAUUUUAAAGUUCAUCCCAUGAAAACGAACCAACGAAAUUGGUAAAAUGUUUUGUUUUAAACAUUCAGAUCUUGUCUCAGCUACAUACAAAGGAAUUUCAUACCUGCUUGAUCCGAAACAAUGUGGAAAGACAGGCAAUUUUGUUGUAGUCGUUUUGGGUGGUGCUCCUGAAGCAUUGGAUUCACGUCCUGGGAAAUAUGUCUUCCAUACUAAUCGACGAUACGGUUUCUUUAAAUUAGCAUUACUGACUGGUUCGGACUUGGUACCAUGUGUUUCCUUUGGCGAACCAAAUAUGUAUAAACAAGUACAUAAUCCAGAAGGCAGUUGUAUAAGACACCUUCAAAAUCGAUUUACUGAAAUGGCUACAUUCUCACCACCACUGUUUUAUGCUCGUUGUUUAUUACCUUAUCGUGCAACUGUCAAUACUGUCAUUGGACGACCAAUAUAUUGUGAGAAGAAUCCAAAUCCUACCAGAGAACAAAUAUCAAUUCUGAAAGAGUUAUAUCUGAAACAAUUACAAAAUCUUUACAAUAAAUACAAGCCAAUCUAUGAUCCAAAUGGAGAUUUAACAUUUGUUUAACUGUGAUGUUGUUAUUUUUUGUGUUGACUACCAGAUCUCCAGUAAAAAUACACCAAACAUUAACAUAGUCACACUAAGACUUUUCUGAUUCUAACAUAUUUUUUUCUACAUCUUGAUUAUUAUAAUAACAAUAAUAACAAAUUCAUUACAUACAUUUUCUCUGGAAAGAUUCUUUAGCUAUCCAUA